Messenger RNA from Jatropha curcas, 1129 nucleotides. It is a transcript of the gene VAMP724, whose product is annotated as vesicle-associated membrane protein 724. The record is from RefSeq and is a predicted model, not a curated record. Gene Ontology annotation, cellular component: membrane. NCBI's taxonomy places the organism in Eukaryota, Viridiplantae, Streptophyta, Magnoliopsida, Malpighiales, Euphorbiaceae. Gene Ontology annotation, biological process: vesicle-mediated transport.
UUUCUUCUCAUCGAAGAAAAAUACGGCCCAAACACAAGGUUUAGACAACGCUAACGUAUAACCUGAACAACCUUCGCUUAGUCGCUUCUCUCUCUCCCGUUGUCUUGUCUUAAUCCUGUUUCUCAAAUCUUUGUCUCAAAACUCGGCCCUAGCUGACUCUGUGGAGCUCAAAUAGAAAUGAGUCAGGAAUCCUUCAUUUACAGUUUUGUUGCAAGAGGAACCAUGAUUUUGGCCGAGUACACCGAGUUCACUGGGAACUUUCCGGCGAUCGCGGCUCAGUGUCUUCAAAGAUUGCCUUCCUCUAAUGACAAGUUCACUUACAAUUGUGACCACCACACUUUUAAUUUUCUUGUCGAGGAUGGUUACGCAUAUUGUGUUGUUGCGAAAGAAUCAGUUAGCAAACAAAUCUCCAUUGCUUUUUUGGAACGCAUGAAAGCAGACUUCAAGAAAAGAUAUGGGGGUGGUAAAGCAGAUACAGCCGUUGCCAAGAGCCUCAACAAGGAGUUUGGGCCAAUUAUGAAAGAGCACAUGAAAUAUAUUAUCGAUCAUGCUGAAGAAAUUGAGAAACUAUUAAAAGUGAAAGCUCAAGUUUCAGAAGUUAAAAGUAUAAUGUUAGGGAAUAUUGACAAGGUUAUCGAUAGAGGCGAGACCAUAACGAAUUUGGCUGACAAGACUGAGAAUUUACGUGAUCAGGCCCAAGCAUAUAAGAAACAGGGGACACAACUCCGAAGGAAAAUGUGGUAUCAGAACAUGAAGAUUAAAUUGGUGGUUCUUGGAAUCUUAUUGCUUCUAGUUCUUAUAAUCUGGCUGUCCAUUUGCCAUGGAUUUGAUUGCACCAACUAGUAAUACUUCAGCACAUAUAUAUAAAUAGAGAGAGAGAGAGAGAGAGAGAGAGAGAACUCAAUUGCAGUCAUAUACUACAACAAAGAGCUUGUCAACAGUUUGCACUCGACAGGGGAGUUUUGGUUUGUCGGGAUUGUUUCUUGCCUGGGAAAUUUGAGAGCUGUCAUCAGAAGGCGAGGAAGAAAGCUGUAUCAUGUGUUGUACCAUCUGUGUCAAAAAUUACAGUACACUUUUUUUUUUUAAUUUCAUAUAGAAAUAAAAUUUGAUAAAACAUUUUUCACAUGAA